Molecule: messenger RNA, 1773 nt
Organism: Aspergillus ibericus CBS 121593
Lineage: Eukaryota; Fungi; Ascomycota; Eurotiomycetes; Eurotiales; Aspergillaceae
Product: phosphatidate phosphatase App1 family protein
Exons: 2
Coding region: 16-1620 (534 amino acids)
Cellular component (GO): actin cortical patch
Molecular function (GO): phosphatidate phosphatase activity
Source: RefSeq, a predicted model, not a curated record
CAUCAUCCUGCCAACAUGAGGGGAUCCACGUUUGCCGCGCAGGCCCUGGUGCCGGCCGUGCUGCUUUCACCAGUUGUCUCCGCCAUCCCGGCUCCCACGGCCUUUGCUCCGGCGGUCGCCCCGCCCGCGCCCGUCAUCACCCCUUCGCCCGUCCAGCAUCCCCCGUCUCGCGUGGCGGGUCGCAACCUGUUAAGUGAUGUAGAUUCCGAUGUCAACAGCGUCCUGUCGGGACUAGGAUCGGAUCUCCCGUCGUGGGUCGCAUCCGGCGUGCCCAACUACUUCCAGGGGUUCCCCACGGGCGAUGCCGUGGUGAGCUCCCUGGGCUUGAACAGCGCCGAGUUGGCCGCCUUGCCCACCAACGUGCUCAACAUCGACCCCUACGCCAACUGGACCCGCUCCGGCUGGAAUGUUCGCUUCCACGGCAAUGUCUACAAGCAGCCCAACACCUCCGUCGCCGAUCUGAACCAGUUGGCCGACGUCUUUCUCGGCAACACCAGCAUCUCCGACCUGUCGGAGUCUGAGCAGGAUCAAGCCCGGAACCUGACCGCGGAAAUCCUGGUGGUCCAGCAACCGCACGUCGUCGUGAACACGAUCCACCUGGAGCCGGCCCCCAGUCAGGGCUCCAGCGGACAGCCCGGCGGCGGGGGCGCCUCGAAUACCACCGGGGGCACCCAAGACCUCACCCUGCCCUAUAAUACCACGGUCGAGGGCGACUUCGACACCUUCGUGCCGAUUGCCGCCAACGGUCUGACGGCCGGCAAUGAAACCACGGCCAUCCAACGACUCAACACGUACGUCGAGGGGGCCACCCUUGGCAACAGCACGGCGUAUCUGGUGCCGCCCACCGGGCUCACCAUCAUCUCGGACAUUGACGACAUCCUGCGGGUCACGAAGAUCUACGAACCCGAGCAGGGGUUGCUCAAUUCGUUUGCCCGUCCCUUUCGACCCUGGGAGAACAUGCCCGACAUCUACCGUAAUUGGUCGAUCAGCCUCCCCAACCUGCACUUCCACUACCUCACCACCACCCCCGAACAAGUCACCCGGAAUUACAUGCAAUUCAUCUACGACAACUACCCCGGCGGGUCCUUCGACACCCGCCCCCUCAACUUCAGCGAUGUCUCGGCCACGCUGUCGAUCCGCAAGUUCCUCCUGAACAAGAUCUUUGAGACCUUCCCGCAGCGCCAAUUCAUUCUGGUCGCCGACACCAGCAACAGCGACGUGAUGCGCGAUUACCCGGAAAUGGCCACCACCUUCCCCGGCCAGGUGCAGUGCAUCUUCCUCCGCAACACGAGCGCCACGGACUCGGGGGACCGAUUCCCCUACGAUACCUCUGGCUUCAAGCAUCUCAACCAGUCGAAUUACAUGUUCUUCCGACAUCCGGAUGACCUGACGAACUUGGAUAUCGCCAAUGGCCAGUGUUACAAUACCUCCAUUCCGCAGAAUCUGACCUUUAGUUACCAGGGGCUGCCGCUGGGACUGGGCGAUGCGCCCACCUCGGUCAAUGGGUCGGCGAAUCAUACGGCGGAGUCGGCCGGGGGACGGUCGAUGACGGGUCCGGGGGGUGCGGAGAUCCUCGCUUUGAUCCUAGCGUUGGCCACGGUCCAGGGGAUCCUCUUGUAGACCGUGCGAUGAAUCACGAGUGAUAAUUUAUGUAAACUUAUGAUCCAGAUAAAAAGCCUCGAGACUCCAAAUGACUAUCGCCGUUAUGGUCGGACGAUAUAUAUCUCUCUCUCUCGCGGUCGUAUUGAUAGGUAGUACUGGAUGAAAUCUCCG